Messenger RNA from Caenorhabditis sp. 36 PRJEB53466, 501 nucleotides. The record is from the annotation of a GenBank genome assembly. NCBI's taxonomy places the organism in Eukaryota, Metazoa, Nematoda, Chromadorea, Rhabditida, Rhabditidae.
AUGGAGGAUCACAGAGAGGAAAUGGCCGAAGAACGUCAGGAGGGACAAGGACAGCGUCAAUCCCUGGCGACGGCAAAAACAUACUUCACAAAAAUGGCCAACUUGGUCAAGGAGACGGUGAAGAAAGCUGAGUUGAUUUUGGCCGAGGAGCCAGAACCACGGCGCAUUAUUAUGCUCAAAAACCUAAACAAGAAGCUGAUAACGCAACUUGUCGACGUUUCCGGUUUCAAGGAAACGAUCGAACUCAAGGUUGAAGCGUCCGCCGUAUUGAAAGCGGAUAAGGCGAACAGCAUAAAGUUGAUCGAAGAGCACUGCGGAAAGCUGAGAUUCGCAGAGUUGCAGGAAAAGGUGGCGGCGGUGAUCGAGAAGGCGGAGCGGGCGAUCGCGGCCACUCCAAUUCCGGAAGGCGAGGAGACGCCAGAAGGAGAAGAAAGAGGCCAAUCGGAGACGGAGAGCAGUAAUGAGAAUCAGCUCACGAUCGGACAGGCUCAAAAGGCGUAG